CACAUUCCUAGUCGGGAAAAAUCCGCAAUGAGCAAUAGCCCUAAUGGUUCUGGCUAUAAAAGACGGCGCAGAUCCUUCCCAGCCACCACAAGCAGCUCACCGCUCCACACCGCUGAACCUUCCUUCACUGGGCAUCAUGAGAGCUCUGACCCUCGUACUGAUGGUGGCCGUGGCCCUGACGGCGCUGGUGGUGGUGCAGGCCAUGCCAGAACCCUUCCCUGACCCCGAGGCUCUCGCUGAUCCUGAUGCCUUGGCACACAGAUACGGAGGUGGAUUCGGUGGAUUCGGUGGAGGAUUCGGUAGAUUCGGUGGAUUCGGUGGAUUCGGUGGAUUCGGUAGAGGAUUCGGUGGAUUCGGUGGACACCACGGAGGAUUCGGUAGAUUCGGCAGAGGCAGGUUCUAUGGGUAGUGAGAGGCACGCACCCGACACGCGGGGAGAAGCAGGGGAGUGCACACCAUCUUGAGGAAAACACCUGGGCGUGUCAAUUGACGCCCCUGCUGGCGCUCCUCCCCCUACAUUGUCUACAUCCGGCCACACUUCACUCUGGUGGUGGGUGACCUGCAUCUUGCCGAGAGUUUUAACAAUGUGACCGUUCCGUUAAAUACAUCCCUGCUAAUCAUACACUCUGGCAGAUUUCACUAUUUUACGCAAAAACUGUUCAAAAUAAACGUACCUUAGUAU
Messenger RNA from Scylla paramamosain (green mud crab), 682 nucleotides. Its product is annotated as claw keratin-like. The coding region runs from base 44 to 409 and encodes 121 amino acids. The transcript is spliced from 2 exons. The record is from RefSeq and is a predicted model, not a curated record. Lineage: Eukaryota; Metazoa; Arthropoda; Malacostraca; Decapoda; Portunidae.